AUGUCAACUCCAUGCACAUUUGGUACCUCAACCAACAAAACUCUUGCAUUCGGUAUUGUCCCCAUGGCCAUUCAUGAAAUGGGAAUGGACAUGAUCGGUCCUUUGCCCCUGGGCCCCAGAAAGGGAAAUUCUCGGAGUUGUUGGAGAAAAGCUGGGCGCACGAGCACUAGCAAAGGAGAGCAGCCCGGGCGAGUGUCAGCAAAGGGCGGUGGGAAGCUGGACGUGAGCGUGGAACAACAUCGAGUACAGCAAAUCAACCACAGGUUCUGUUCUCGGGAGUUGAGUGUGGGGAAAAGUGUGGGGCAGGGGCCAGGAGGUGGGACGGGAGGCGGGGGAGGUAGAGGAGGAAAGGGAGCCUAUAGGUUGAGAAUCGGGUCAUGGAACAUAGGUUCACUAACGAGUAAGUCUAUAGAGUUGGUAAAUAUCCUUCAGAAGAGGAAGAUUAAUAUAGCAUGUGUCCAGGAGACUAGGUGGGUCGGAUCGAGGGCGAAGGAUGCGGAUGGGUAUAAGUUGUGGUACUCUGGAGUCCUGAGGGGUAAGACUGGAGUGGGUGUCUUGGUAGAUAGGCAUCUUAGAGAGUCGGUGGUAGAGGUUAGGCGGGUGAAUGAUAUAUUAAUGACUAUUAAGUUGGUGGUGGGUGAGUGUACUUUAAAUGUCGUUAGCGCAUACCCGCCGCAAGCAAGAUUGGAUAAGGAGAUUAAAAGGCGCUUUUGGGAGGGGUUGGAUGAGAUCGUGCGUAGUAUUCUGCCUACCGAGAGACUAUUAAUAGGAGGAUAUUUCAAUGGUAAUAUUGGGUCGUCUGCAGGUGGUUAUACUAAGGUGCAUGGCGGCUUCGGUUUCGGGGAGCGGAACGAAUGGGGCACUUCGCUGUUGGACUUCGCCAAGGCGUUCGAGCUAGUGAUUGCGAACUCAAGUUUCCCGAAGUUGGAGGAGCAUUUGGUUACUUUCCAAAGUUUGGUGGCGAAGACUCAGAUUGACUAUCUCUUCCUCAAGAGAUGUGACAGAAGGUUGUGCGAGGAUUGCAAGGUUAUGCCUGGUGAGACCCUUACAAUGCAGCAUAGGCUUUUGGUAAUGGACAUUGGUAUAUUAUGA
This is a messenger RNA of Nicotiana attenuata, 1092 nucleotides long. RefSeq names its product craniofacial development protein 2-like. NCBI's taxonomy places the organism in Eukaryota, Viridiplantae, Streptophyta, Magnoliopsida, Solanales, Solanaceae. Gene Ontology annotation, biological process: chromatin remodeling. The transcript is spliced from 3 exons. The coding region runs from base 1 to 1092 and encodes 363 amino acids. Gene Ontology annotation, molecular function: catalytic activity. Gene Ontology annotation, cellular component: nucleus. The record is from RefSeq and is a predicted model, not a curated record.